Neolamprologus brichardi is the source of this 4091-nucleotide messenger RNA. It is a transcript of the gene gria4a, whose product is annotated as glutamate receptor, ionotropic, AMPA 4a. Gene Ontology annotation, cellular component: membrane. Gene Ontology annotation, molecular function: signaling receptor activity; ligand-gated monoatomic ion channel activity. Gene Ontology annotation, biological process: monoatomic ion transport. NCBI's taxonomy places the organism in Eukaryota, Metazoa, Chordata, Actinopteri, Cichliformes, Cichlidae. The record is from RefSeq and is a predicted model, not a curated record.
GCUCGCCAAUCAUUCUACGAGUUUCCCCUCACUCUUUCUCUCUCCCUGUGUUCACAUGUGCACCGGACCCACAGCUUUCUCCUGAGCGGACACUGCAGGGAAAGAACCGACCGAAACCACCAUGGAAUAGGAAUACGACCCGGGAAACGGGGGAAAAUAAAACCUCUCUUAUCUUCUUCUCUCUUUUUUCCCCGUCUCUUUUUUUUCUAGCGCCUUUUUCUGUCUUUUCGCAUCUUCCCCAUCUCCCUCGAUGUCUCUCAACAGUUUCUGAAGGGAUUGAAUUAAAGAAAAAUGAGGAUUAUAAUUUUUUCUUGGCACUUUCUCGGGGUGUAUUCCACCCUUUGGGGGCUGGCGACAGGGGCUUUCCCCAGCUCAGUGCAGAUAGGUGGAUUGUUCAUUAGGAAUACUGAUCAGGAGUAUACAGCUUUUCGACUAGCUAUCUUCCUUCACAACACCAGCCCUAAUGCUACGGAAGCUCCCUUUAACCUGGUUCCACAUGUGGACAACAUAGAGACUGCCAACAGCUUUGCAGUCACCAAUGCAUUCUGUUCCCAGUAUUCAAGGGGGGUCUUCGCUAUCUUCGGCCUUUACGACAAGCGUUCAGUAAACACGCUGACAUCGUUUUGUGGGGCCCUGCACAUCAGCCUAGUGACACCCAGCUUCCCCACUGAAGGCGAGGGCCAGUUCACGCUGCAGCUUCGGCCGUCCAUCAGAGGAGCUUUGCUGUCCCUGUUGGACCACUAUGACUGGAGCCGAUUUGUCUUCCUCUACGACACAGACAGAGGUUAUGCAAUACUGCAGGCAAUUAUGGAGCGAGCGGGGCAGAACGGAUGGCAGGUGAGUGCAAUCUGUGUGGAGAGUUUCAAUGAGGCGGCGUAUCGGAGACUCUUAGAGGACCUGGAUCGACGGCAGGAGAGAAAAUAUGUCAUUGACCUGGAGCCUGAGAGACUACAGAGCAUCCUGGAACAGGCCGUCAGUGUGGGGAAACAUGUCAAAGGUUACCAUUACAUCAUAGCAAACCUGGGUUUCAAGGACAUAUCUUUGGAAAGGUUCAUGCACGGCGGGGCCAAUGUGACCGGGUUCCAGUUAGUGGACUUCAGCAAGCCUAUUGUCAUAAAACUUAUGCAGCGCUGGAACAAACUCGAUCAGCGUGAAUACCCUGGAUCUGAAAGCCCACCUAAGUAUACCUCAUCUCUGACUUAUGAUGGUGUCCUUGUAAUGGCUGAAGCCUUCCGCACCCUUCGCCGUCAAAAAAUCGAUAUCAGUCGCCGUGGCAAUGCAGGUGACUGUCUGGCCAAUCCAGCUGCUCCCUGGAACCAAGGAAUAGAUAUGGAGCGUGCGCUCAAACAGGUGCGCAUUCAGGGCCUGACUGGGAAUAUUCAGUUUGAUCACUACGGUCGGAGGGUGAAUUACACGAUGGACGUGUUUGAACUCAAGAGCAAUGGCCCGCGCAAGAUUGGUUACUGGAACGACAUAGACAAACUUGUGUUGGUCCAGAAUGAAAAUGCUCUGUCCAAUGACAGUUCGGCUAUGGAGAACCGGACUGUUGUCGUGACAACUAUCAUGGAGGGUCCUUACGUGAUGCUGAAGAAGAACUGGGAGCUUUAUGAGGGCAACGACCAGUAUGAGGGAUACUGUGUGGACCUUGCCUCUGAGAUCGCCAAACACAUCGGAAUUAAAUACAAGAUCUCCAUUGUACCAGAUGGGAAAUACGGAGCGAGGGAUCCAGAGACAAAGAUAUGGAAUGGCAUGGUUGGCGAGCUUGUGUACGGGAAAGCAGAAAUUGCUGUGGCCCCACUGACCAUCACCCUGGUGAGAGAGGAGGUGAUCGACUUCUCUAAGCCUUUCAUGUCUCUGGGAAUUUCAAUCAUGAUCAAGAAGCCUCAGAAGUCUAAACCAGGUGUUUUCUCUUUCCUGGACCCACUGGCCUACGAGAUCUGGAUGUGCAUAGUGUUCGCUUACAUUGGCGUCAGUGUUGUGCUGUUUUUGGUGAGUCGCUUCAGUCCGUAUGAGUGGCAUGCAGAGGAACCAGAGGAGGGUGCCACGGAGCAGGGCCCCACUGACCAACCUCCAAAUGAGUUUGGCAUCUUUAACUCCCUGUGGUUCUCACUGGGAGCCUUCAUGCAACAAGGCUGCGACAUCUCACCACGGUCUCUAUCUGGACGUAUUGUUGGAGGUGUGUGGUGGUUCUUUACUCUUAUCAUCAUCUCCUCUUACACAGCCAACUUGGCUGCAUUCCUCACUGUGGAGAGGAUGGUUUCACCGAUAGAGAGUGCAGAGGACUUGGCCAAACAGACAGAGAUAGCCUAUGGGACGCUGGACUCAGGCUCCACUAAAGAAUUCUUUAGGAGAUCCAAAAUAGCUGUAUACGAGAAGAUGUGGUCAUAUAUGAAAUCCGCUGAGCCAACUGUCUUCACCAAAACCACAGCAGAAGGCGUGGCAAGGGUCCGAAAGUCCAAGGGGAAGUACGCCUUCCUUCUCGAGUCCACCAUGAACGAAUACACGGAGCAGCGAAAGCCUUGUGAUACCAUGAAAGUCGGAGGCAACCUGGACUCCAAAGGAUACGGCAUUGCAACACCGAAAGGCUCACAGUUAAGAACCCCGGUAAACCUUGCAGUUUUGAAACUGAGCGAAGCAGGCGUCUUAGACAAACUGAAAAACAAAUGGUGGUAUGACAAGGGAGAGUGUGGACCCAAGGACUCUGGAAGUAAGGACAAGUCGUCCCAGGCUCUGAGCCUGUCCAACGUGGCUGGGGUCUUCUACAUCCUUGUGGGCGGCCUGGGCCUGGCAAUGCUGGUGGCCCUGGUCGAGUUCUGCUACAAGUCACGGGCCGAAGCCAAGCGCAUGAAGCUGUCUUUUUCUGAAGCCAUGCGGAACAAGGCUCGUCUGUCCAUCACAGGAAGUGUGGGGGAGAAUGGCCGCGUCCUGACGCCAGACUGCCCCAAAGCUGUGCAUGCUGGCCACGCCUCCCUCCGACACCCCGGCCUUGCAGUGGUCUCUUCUGGACUGCCCUGAAAACCAAAAAACACCUGCCGUGCCUUAACAACACACAAACAUACUAGGACUUCGACAAAGACCCAAACACACACUUACAUACAAAAAGAUCUAUAUAUAUUCUCACUCACCCGCACGUACAUGAUCAUAGCAACAGAAGCUCAAAUAUUCAGAUACAGAGAAACACAUUUUUACACGAAACACACACACACACACACCGCAUCAUCAUUUCACAUUUCCUGCUGCCACUGACUCAUUUUACAGAAGACUGAUGAAUACAACUGUGGAGCGAACGGUGUAGAAACAGAGCAAUGGACAACUAUGACGUCACACUUGCCUGCAGCAUUCUUUUCUUUUUAAUUUUCUUUCUUUUCUUUUUUUUUUUUUUGAGAGGAUGCCAAUAUCGCGAUAUCAUCGAACCAACGGGAAAGCCAGCACAGAUUUCCAUGAACAAUGAGCUGUGAACACGACCAUAAAACUGAUCAUGAUGAUGACAUUGAUAAAGAUGAUGACCACAGCCGACGAGAGGAAAAAAAAAAAAAAACAGACAACCAAACUACUUAGCUCCCGCUCUCUCUUCAUUGGACAAUAAGCCACACCCCCUUAACAGCGCCUUACUAAGACGACAAACAUUGUUUUCAUCAUAAUCAUCAUCACGGUCGUCAUCAAUUUAACUUGCCUGCGAAGAGUGCCAGCUAGUAUAACCCUUAGAAGACCAGAAAACUGUAAGCUUGAACAUUUGGACUACUCAGCCAUGGACUGCUCAAAAUGAAUGAAAAUGCUUAUUGAAUGGUUUCUCGCCCCAAACCAGCGAGUUAAUCAAUAUAGAACAGAAGUAACCUCCAAAACACAGACUACACAGGGGUUUGUAAAAGAAAAAAAAAAACGUGGUGAUUCAUGGAGCCCUUCAUCAACAGCAUCAACAUGACAGUAGAAAUUCUAAAUAGCAAAGUGAUGAGUACUUAUUUUGCCGAGUGGGUGAGGUUGAUAAAUAGAAAAAAAAAAAAGAAGAAAGAAAUACAUGGGCAGAUCUCAAAUGGCUUCCUAACAAAGUGUUUCUCAGCCUGACAACUGGGAUCUUACAGACGUUUGCAGAA